Molecule: messenger RNA, 1315 nt
Organism: Racocetra fulgida
Lineage: Eukaryota; Fungi; Glomeromycota; Glomeromycetes; Diversisporales; Gigasporaceae
Source: the annotation of a GenBank genome assembly
AUGUCUGAAAUAAAGAGCGCAGCGCAACUUGAAAAUGAAAUAAAAAAAAUUCAAGAAACAUUUCAAGUAAAAGAAACAGAGCAUACGUGGCAGUUGUUUGAUGAUGCGUUAAAACGUUUGGCUUCUUUGACAACAGAAUUGGUUGAAGAAAUUGGUAGAGUUCUCGGACCAAAAUUCGAUACCCUUGCGGAAUCGUUCGUGCCGGCCAUUCUGAAGCUCUGCACGCGCGCAAAUAAAAUUUUUAUUAAUAGAGCUCAAAAAUGCAUGAUGACAAUAAUCCGAGGGUGUCAUAUUCCGAACUUGAUACCAAAAUUUAAAGAAGCACUGCAAGGUCAAAGUAAAAUAUUGAGAACUUGCGCAUCUGAAUUUGUUCUUGUUAGUAUUGAGGUAAAUGAGGUUGGAAAUUUGAAUAAUUAUAUUGCUGAUUUGGAGUGGAUUAUUAGAGAGGGGGCAAUAGACUCUGCGCCAGCUGUCAGGGCAACUUCAAAGAAAAUUUUAGAGAUUUACAAAGUAAAAUUUGAUUUACGACUAGAGGAGUUUGUUAACACUUUAUCUUCUAAUGCGAAAAAAAAUUUGGGAAUUCAAGAACCAGCGAGUAAUCAUCGUCCACGUAUUAAAGCAUUACAAAAAAGUCGUAAAUAUAAUACGCAACAAAUGCAGGAUGACGUCAUCAUAUACAUGAAAAAUGAUGAAAAUGUUAAAGACAAAAAAACAAAUGUCAUAUCUGAAAAAUCGGAAACGAUUCAAGAUGAUAUCACGUGUACUGGAGCUGGAACAAAUCAAGAAGAAAAAACAAAAGCUAGUCGAGUUUUGAAUACUAGCAAAUCCAACAAUACGAAACCUACACGACCACCCUUACCAUCCCGCACGAUAAAUGUACCAGUCGUAGGCUCUAAUAAAACCAAACCUAUGCAGACAUCAACAAACAAGAAAAGAUCUGCGCCGCUUUCCUCAUAUAAACCACCUUUGGUGAAGGAGUCAAAGGCUGCUAUAAAUUCUAUACCAAAACCAUCAAAAGUGACAGCAACUGCCACGUCAACAGCAGAAGGGCUGACAACUACGGCUACCAUAUCGGUAACAAAAGAUCGUCAAUAUACACCGUAUGAAAAGCCGGCUAUCGGAUUCGCCACGCGGAAAUAUAAAAACCGAAUACCACAAGAUUCUUCAGAAUUAAGUGCAAAAUUAAACGCUUAUGCUAACAAAAUAAUUGAAGAAUUGACUGGACAACGUGAAAAUAAUGAAGACAGUGAAAACAUAACUUUGGAACUUAUUCCAAAAUUAGAAGAACAAAUUUUUGAGACAAAUACACAAAGAA